Molecule: messenger RNA, 2618 nt
Organism: Thunnus maccoyii (southern bluefin tuna)
Lineage: Eukaryota; Metazoa; Chordata; Actinopteri; Scombriformes; Scombridae
Product: BICD family-like cargo adapter 1
Exons: 10
Coding region: 206-1834 (542 amino acids)
Biological process (GO): vesicle transport along microtubule; Golgi to secretory granule transport
Source: RefSeq, a predicted model, not a curated record
CUGGUGACAGAGAGACCAGCCUACUUUCACUGUGGAGCUCAAACCUUCAGCUUCAUUCACACUGACAGAGCAGUAGAAAGCAGCUGUAAUGGAUGGACAUCUUAUUGACACAUAUGUGGGAUUAUUUCAGCGUGUUUUGGCGUCUUUUCUUUAAAAAAAACAACAUUGAUUUUACAUAUACAAAAAGGUGUUUGAAUUGACAAAUAUGAAUCGACUGGAUGAAUGGGGGUUCCAGUCCAAGAAAAUGGACUUGGAGGAGGAUUUCUACAUCGACUACGGAGCGGAGGAAAUAACAGAUUAUCAAGACCCCAAUGAACUUUUGGCUGCUUUGAAACAAAAGGAGGAAGAGGUUAUUUUGGCAGCCCAGCUGGGAAACGCAUUGCUCCUGGAAAAUCGUCAGUUGAAAGAGCAGAGCGACAAACUUCAUGAACAGUACGCAGACAAGCUGGAGGAGCUGGAGCAGGGCAGGCAUGAGCUGCGGCUGAAGCUGGAGGGCUGCCAGUCCCAGUGGGAGAGCCAGGUGGUGGAACUGGAGAGGGAUGUGAGGGAGCUGAGCGCCCAGGUGGAGCGGCUCACUCAGGCCCUCAGCGAGGCGGAGAGGGACAAGAGUCGAGCUCAGCUGGAGCACAGCGAGCACACUCAGCGACUCCGGGAGCAGCUCAACACUGCGAUGGAGGUGGAGAGGGCCAUGUCCAGUGAGCUGCAGGCUUUAAAACAGGAGCUCCAACAGAAAGGAAGCCACAACAGGCCGCAGGAUGAGGAGCUGAUCAGUGCCAUGAGGGAGCAGGUGUUGCGUCUCACCCAGAAGGAACAGGUGCUGGAGGAGCGUUUGGAGAGUGUGUGUCAGGAGAACGCUGAACUGAGGGCGAGCUUGGCCUCUUUACACACACGUCUGGCUCUGCACGACCAACUCAGCCAGCAGCAGAGCCAGCAGCUCGCCGAGGCGUGGCAGGAGGUGGAGGCAGCACGCGGUCGCUCACAGCAGCUACAAGCCCAGGUGGAGGAGCUUCAGGAGGAGGUGUCCCUGCAGGAAGCCAGGAGCCAAGGAGACGCCUCCCUGCUGUCUGAGCUGGAGAGCAGCCUGGACACGACGGGACUGGGAGUCAGCAAGGAAGAGAUUACGCAAGAAAUGGGGUCCAUCCUUCAGUUACUGCUGCCACUGACCCAGGAACUGAACGGCGCAAGGGCGUCAGAGGACACGGAUCAACAGGGAGACCUGCAGGCCAUGUUGUAUCGACUGAAGGGAGUGGCUCAAACCCUGGCACAGACAUCCAGCCCUCAGGAGCUGAAUCGGGCUUUUGUUGACCGGACGGGUGAUCAGUGUGGGAAUCCGAGCGCAGCGCAGGAGCUGAAAGAUCAGAACAUCCAGCUACAGCAGGAGAACGCUGAAAUGAAGCAGAAGCUGCAGAGCGUACAGGAGCAGGCUGAAGUUGCCCAGCAGGCCAUCAGAGACCGAGAUGAAGCCAUAGCCAAGAAAAAUCUGAUGGAGGUCGAGUUGGUCCGAAGUAAAAAUGACAUGAUGUCACUGAACAACCAAUUAUUAGAAGCCAUCCAACGUAAACUGGAGCUGUCACAGGAACUGGAGGCCUGGCAGGAUGACAUCCAAAUCAUCAUCAACCAGCAGCUCAGGUCCCAGCAGCAGUCGGAGCAGCCUCAGAAGAAGCCCACGUCCAACGGCAUGUCCUUCUUCCGUAGGCCCAGCAAGACGGCUUCCACCUGGACACACCAGCCGUCGUCCUCUUCCACCUGGAAUUCAGACGUUAAUCAGGAAAAAGCCCAAUCCCCCUGGAGGGACUGGUUAAGGCGAGGAAAAGGGGCGCAGUACGGAAAAUAACGGACAUGGAUGUGAGAAGAUGUAGAACCAGGAGGAAAGGACAGGGGGAAGUCACAAGUGGAGCUUCCCGUUCAUCAUUAUGGUGAAAAGGAUCCAUAAAGACACUUGUAAAUCAGUGAUGAACAACAGAGCCACUACGGACAAAGACUUGUCAAACAGGCACUUACAUAGACACAUUUCACUGAGAGGCUGAGCCUUCUUAAAAUCUAAACUGUGACAACCUGGAACACUACUAGCAUUUUCAUACAAUAACAUGAAGUUUGCUUGAGACUGUAAAUAUUGUGCCAUAUUUUGUAAUAUCCGUAAUAUUUGUGAAUGUCUUUAUGUUUGAGACUUUAUAUGGUAUAUAUGAUAGAUGUAGAUCAACGGAGAGUAUUUGUUCAGAUUAUUUAACAGAGAUGAAAGCAGAAAGAGAUCAAACAGUUAAUUUGUGAUUGUACUGUCUUUACAUACCAAGUUGGAUGUGAGAAGUUACAUUUUUUACUGUGUGUCCCAGAAACUAAAUAUGUAAAAAAUGUUGAUUGUAUAAGAAACACUGCAGACAUAUUAGAUUCAACAAAGAAGCUGUUAUUUUUAUAAUUUCUUUUUUAUUUGGUUUUUUAGUAAAAACCAAAUAUUUUCUGAAUAAUCACCUGGUGGGAUGUGUUUGUACAGCGAGGCUAUGACCUGUAAAUCAUUGUUCAGUAUUGAGGCUGCUUAGUUUAAACUGUGUUGUUUUCUGAGCUGUCUGACUGACUACAUCUGGAGUGAUUGCCGGAUAAUUUCAUAAAAUAUUAAAUAAUCA